Molecule: messenger RNA, 156 nt
Organism: Sphenostylis stenocarpa
Lineage: Eukaryota; Viridiplantae; Streptophyta; Magnoliopsida; Fabales; Fabaceae
Source: the annotation of a GenBank genome assembly
GUAAAUGACAAGACAAAAGACAAUAAGAAGAUGAAUCAUAUGGGAGCACACGUGAUGAGAAAUUGCAUGAGGGAGGAGGUGGCUGGAUUCGCAAUUAGGGCUAGGUUGAGGUUGGCUCAUGGUGGCUUGGGGCACAACACUCACAAUAGUGAUUAG